AUGGAGAUCACCGCCAGCUGCAUGUACAUCAGGAACACCGGCUGGUCCCUGCAGGCCGACGCACACAGAGAUGCGGAGCUGGUAUCGGCUGUUGGGAGAAAAAUGGCUGGUUUAGAGGCGCUGUACACCUGUGUCGCAGAUAAAAUCCAGUGUCCGCAGGACGCCGUGGUCUGCUUAGUUCACUGGGAAAUGAUAAAGAAUGGCUACCGGUGCAUCGGAUCUGGAGACGAGCCUAGCAGCCGUGAUAAAAAGUCAGAGCUGCUUCCUGCUGACUGGAGCAGCAACAAGGAGCUGUACAGCCUGCGCUACAGAAGCAGCGACACAGACACCAUGAUGGUGCUGAAGGCCAUCGCUGUGGACUCCACGCUCAUCUUCAACUUAAUGAACUCCGGCACUAACCAGGUUUCAGACCUGAUGGUGAACAUCAGCGACCACGUCAACGCCGAUCAGCUGCACACGUUUGACAGCGUGUUCAGAGACGCAGACGAUUUGUCUGAGAAGGUGAAGUCUCAGCUGCUGCCUCGCCCAGAGAAAGCGCCGGAGAGCAGCAGACGGGAGGAGGGCGAGUCGUCUCAGAGGAGGCGGGAGGAAGACGGCGACCCCCUGCGGCUGCCCUGCAGACACCCUCGCCACGGGCCGCAGCCUCACUGGCCCGACCCGCUGAAUCCUCCGUUCGCAGCCGGAGGAGCAGAUCUGGAUCCGUUUGGGUCAGUAGGUGGGGGGGGGAUGAUCAUGGACCCUCUGAGGUCCGGGUACCCUCGCUCCGGCUUCGACCCGUCCAGCGGGAUCCCAGACAUCCUGCCUCCUGGAGCCGUUCCUCCGGGGGCCCGCUUCGACCCGUUUGGACCCGUGGGACGCCACAGACCGGGGCCUGACCCCGACCACAUGCCGCCGCCCGGAUACGAUGACAUGUUUAUGUAG
Molecule: messenger RNA, 921 nt
Organism: Corythoichthys intestinalis (scribbled pipefish)
Lineage: Eukaryota; Metazoa; Chordata; Actinopteri; Syngnathiformes; Syngnathidae
Product: proteasome inhibitor PI31 subunit-like
Exons: 8
Coding region: 1-921 (306 amino acids)
Biological process (GO): proteasome-mediated ubiquitin-dependent protein catabolic process
Molecular function (GO): proteasome binding; endopeptidase inhibitor activity
Source: RefSeq, a predicted model, not a curated record